CUUAAGUUAUGGAUAGGAAAACAAAAAUAACAGGAGUGUCUUGAAGUCGAAGUACCAACAAACAGGCGUCGGAUUCGGAACGGCAUCGGCGGUUGUCGCCGGUUUAUCAUCGUCGUAACUCCCGUUAUUAAGACCAGAUCUUUUCUAGAAUCAAUCCAAACAAUCCUCAGCAGGCGGAUUUCACCCGCAAGUCCACUAACAAAACCUUCCAAUCAACGAAAACUCGCCCGCUGCUUCAAAUAGUAGUAUUAUACUCCCUCUUUCCAAUCCAGCCCCAACUCGCCUUAACCUUCGCCCUCACACUUCAACCAUUAUUACAACCCCUACCCCUAUCCAUUCCCUCUCCGUUUGUCCCGUAAUUUUCUCCAAAUAUAAGGGCCUAUAUUUUCCGAAUCUUUCAACUAAAUCCUCCAUUUUCCCUUUUUCUCCUCUUCACUCCACCAGCUCAAAUUUUCCACUCCACUUUAGUCCUCAACAGUCGAAUGCCGAUGCCGGAGGCCGAAGGGCAUGGUAAAAACAAACCGAGAGCAACUCGUCCUCCGGUUAGGGAACCGGUUCGACCACAACGAGUCCCCUUACGUUUUCUUCUCCGAGUCUCAUCCGUCGCGUGCGGAAUUCAGUUCGGUUGGGCGCUACAGUUAUCGUUACUGACUCCCUACGUACAAGAACUCGGGAUUCCUCACGCCUGGGCGAGUAUAAUAUGGUUAUGCGGACCGAUUUCCGGUUUUUUCGUUCAACCGCUGGUUGGUCACAUGAGCGAUCGGUGCAAAAGUCGGCUCGGCCGUCGAAGGCCUUUUAUUAUUGCCGGCGCGGCAUCGAUCGUCGUUGCCGUUCUCGUCAUCGGUUUCUCGGCUGAUAUCGGCUGGCUUUUCGGCGACCGCGGGGAAAUCAAGCUACGCGCUAUUGUGGCUUUCGUCAUAGGGUUUUGGCUCCUCGAUGUUGCGAAUAACAUGACGCAAGGUCCUUGUAGAGCUCUCCUCGCUGAUCUAACUGAAAAGGAUCACCGGAGGACUCGAGUAGCAAAUGCAUAUUUUUCACUAUGGAUGGCUGUUGGAAAUAUCCUUGGCUAUGCCACUGGAGCUUACAGUGGUUGGUUCAAACUUUUACCCUUUACGCUCAGUUCUGCGUGCAACGUCAACUGUGCAAAUCUUAAGGCCGCCUUCCUUAUUGACAUUAUCUUUAUAGCAAUUACGACAUAUAUAAGCAUAUCAGGAGCCCAGGAGAAGCCGCUGGAUUCCCUCCAUGGUUCACCUGCUUCUGUAGAAGGAAGUUCUGAACAGUCAAGCCAUGAACAAGAAGCUUUCCUUUGGGAAAUGUUUGGAACUUUUAAAUAUUUCACUGGGGUUAUAUGGAUUAUCUUGCUUGCUAUUGCUUUGAAUUGGAUUGGAUGGUUUCCUUUUCUUCUCUUUGAUACUGAUUGGAUGGGGCGAGAAAUUUAUGGUGGGGAGCCAAAUGUUGGCCAGAAUUACAGUGUUGGAGUCAGAAUGGGUGCUUUUGGUCUAAUGUUGAAUUCAGUGUUCCUUGGAGUAACUUCAGUGCUCAUGGAGAAGCUCUGCCGGAAAUGGGGGGCUGGUUUUACAUGGGGAGUUUCAAACAUCAUCAUGUCUCUUUGUUUUGUUGCAAUGCUUAUAAUUGCUGCAGUCAGAACUCAUAUGGACAUUGGUGACCAUCUUCCUCCAGAUGGUGUUGUGAUUGCUGCACUGGUAGUAUUUUCCAUUCUUGGGAUUCCCCUCGCGAUAACCUACAGUGUUCCCUAUGCCUUGAUAUCCUCACGGAUUGAUGCUUUAGGGCUUGGCCAGGGAUUGUCAAUGGGUGUUCUCAAUUUGGCAAUUGUGGUCCCACAGAUUUUGGUCUCUCUUGGAAGCGGACCUUGGGAUGAGCUAUUUGGUGGUGGCAACUCACCAGCCUUUGCAGUUGCAGCUGUUUCAGCAUUUGCUAGUGGACUCAUAGCCAUUCUGGCAAUUCCUCGAACAAGGGUGGAAAAAUCAAGAAUCCUCCCCUGAGGUAUGAUAGGCUAUUUACUUGAAGUAAUUUUGCUGCUGCCCACCAUUGGAUUGGCGUCUUAUGGGAGCCAAGGAUAUGGUGCAGGUGAAUCCCAAUGCUGGCAGGAACUUAAAUCAUUGUGGCAUGUGGAAUUUUGGCUAUUCCACCAUCAAAGGAUUAAUAUCCAGGCUCCACAAUGAGGUAUUUUGUUGUAUCGAAUUUUUUGGCACAAUGUGUUAGCAACAGAGUUCUAUAACUCAAGAUUUUGUCAAUAGCUUUGGAUGAUAUUUAUUUCAACAUAUUCAAUUUAUUUCUACUUUCUGUAUGUGGAAACAAAAUCGAGUCUGUAAUUAAGAUGUAAAAUUUCUUUUAUGCUUGUUAUACUAUUGAUAUCAAAAGAAUCCUAUCAUACAUCAA
Coffea arabica (coffee) is the source of this 2400-nucleotide messenger RNA. Its product is annotated as sucrose transport protein SUC4. The record is from RefSeq and is a predicted model, not a curated record. Gene Ontology annotation, biological process: sucrose transport. Gene Ontology annotation, molecular function: sucrose:proton symporter activity. NCBI's taxonomy places the organism in Eukaryota, Viridiplantae, Streptophyta, Magnoliopsida, Gentianales, Rubiaceae. Gene Ontology annotation, cellular component: plasma membrane; vacuole.